CAGACACUACAACUAGAGUAGUGAAGGGACAAGCCACAAUCUAUCAUCCUUAUUAUAAUCGAAUAUUCAUUUUGAGUUCAACUGAUUGUACACUGCAAGCCAGACAGUAUGCCUUUGGUUGACUAUGGAGCUUCGUCCGACUCCGAUUCGGAUGCUGCGGCCUCAGAUCCAGUGAUGAAAAGUACCACUGAUAAGAAAGGAAAACGAACCUUCACGGUGGCUUUACCUCAUGCGGCAGACUCUGACUCCGAUGAUGGUGCACCCAAGGUCAAGUUCAUAAAGAAACCCAAGUUUGAUUCCAGCGGUGGCCUGUUCUCCAUGCUGCCUGCCCCCAAGAGUGAUCCCUUCAAGUCGAUGGGGUCUCAAACCCAGCAGGUCUCAUCUGAAACAACCAGCGCCGUUGACAAUAGCGCAAAGUCAGUACCAGUACCUGUCAAGGCCAACAACAUGGUACCGAUGGCAUUGAGCAGAAAGAAGAAGGCGCAGCAAAAGGAAGCCGAAAGUGAUGGCGAGAACGAUGGCACUGACUUUUUGGCAUCGCUUGCGCAGCCGACGGCCUAUGCGGACGAGCCAGACGAGGGUCCCUCGCUCCCCGAUGGAGACGAUGUCGUGGGUGCAUAUCCAGGGUCAUAUCCGGCCGACGAUUCCGAGGAUGUCGCGGGAGCAUAUGGCGACGAUGACGUUACAGGCGCGUAUGGAGAUGGUGAUGUCACAGGCGAGUAUGGAGAGAGUGCUGUCACAGCGGCAUAUGGCAAUGGGGUAACAGCCGUACCACCACCACAGCAGAGGUCUUCUGCUAUGCAUGCGGAAGCGUUCCGUCACUUGGAGGGCAGAGGCCACAGGCGGACUGACUUUCCCGCAGACAUGAAUAUCAUAGACGUGAACGCUAGCAGCGUGGCCGGUGACACCGAUCGAUGGGCCAACGACUACAACACCAGCCAGCCGGAGACGCCCAUGGUGUCGCUUGCGGAGAUGAAUGCUGACGCGCGGAACAAGGGCAAGACGAAGCAGAAGAAUCAGAUCACACAUCUUGCGGCCCAUGCCAAAGCUAACAAACAGCAACUGGAAGCAAGAUGGGCUAGUCAGCGCGGGGCAAUGCAGGGGCAAUCGAAAAAGUACGGGUUCUGAGGGUUACCUGGCUGCCUGCUUCGCGUGCUUUCGUAUCGAAGCACACCCACCUCCGCUAUGGAGUCACUCUCAUGCACACACGACGCGUACUUUGUCAUAUGCUAUACGGAAUUAUCCCAGAUACACGAGAAGGAUAGCUCAAGUUUGCCGCAGUAAUCGGCGCAUGUGUAGGGCAGUGUGCUGGGCUAUUAAGCACGCACUUGCUUCUUUAUAGUGUUUGAGGACAUGGGCAUCCCGUUGGUCGGUUUCUGGGGCAACAAACCUUGCCGACGGCUUCACGUGGACUUGUGGAAUGUGUCAUUGUGCAUAUACUGUUCCAACAUACUAGAGCAUUGAGGUAGCAGGGUGAAGGACAGAGGGUUGCAGCUACUGCUAAUUGGCAAGUCUUGUUUGCAGUAGGCUUGAAACACUCGCAAACAUUCUCAAUCUAAAUGCAAAUGAAAUCAGCGCAGCGUCAUGCUCAUGUGCAAGGCCUGAAUCUAUUAUAUAUACAUACCACAUAUACAUACCACAUUGCCCUGCAAACGGAGUUGAGAUAUGUUGUUUGGUUACAGGAAUUUACCACAUGCAGUUAGCAUCGAUUGCUGCAACAGGACACCCUCGUCAAGGAUGAUGAAGUCUAACAUCGGUCACGACCUGCACACAGACACGACAUUGAACUCAGACGGCACUCGGUAGGAAAUAAUAGAGUGGCUGUGUGCACAUCGCAAAUCAUGUGGAAACACUCAGCGGUGCUGUAAACCAAACUGCAACGAUCUCCGCACGCGCUAUCGCUUACAAUAAUGACCAUGCAAUCUCCGACGAUUGGUGCUAUUCAAUCAAGGCCUGCUUAGGCGAGUAGUCCUCCUACAGAAUAUCACCGAAAGCUUGAGGCAUGGUAACUUGUUAUAACUCGUCAGUUUUGACGCGGUGGCAUCUUGCCAUUAAUAGAAGUGUGCGAUGUACAUUAUAUUUUGGUACCACGGCAAAGGAAGUACCGGAAUGGUGCCUGUCGCUUCUGUGGCGACAGGCACCGGUUGAAUUCUGCCUUCGCGGAACCCCCGCUAUUUAAUAUGCGGAAGCUGAGCUUUUACGCGUUGUUGGCUGUGCUAUUCUCGGACGCGACCGUGCCUGACAUACAGUAAGUGACAUAACAAUAAAGGCUCUGAAGGCAUUGACCAAUACCAAGCAGGCAAGCGCCAGCUGUACUGUUUGAGCAUACUUGGCAUACGGGUUAAGAUAUCGCCAUUGUACGUUGGAGACGGAAGUCACCCUGAACCUUGUACGAGAUAACAGUUAGUACUAAAACCUUACCAAUUGAGACGCGAGAAAAC
Messenger RNA from Sphaeroforma arctica JP610, 2441 nucleotides. RefSeq lists its product as hypothetical. The transcript is spliced from 11 exons. Lineage: Eukaryota; Ichthyosporea; Ichthyophonida. Gene Ontology annotation, cellular component: nucleus. The record is from RefSeq and is a predicted model, not a curated record. Bases 109 to 1128 code for a protein of 339 amino acids.